Molecule: messenger RNA, 2299 nt
Organism: Gadus chalcogrammus (walleye pollock)
Lineage: Eukaryota; Metazoa; Chordata; Actinopteri; Gadiformes; Gadidae
Product: complement factor H-related protein 5-like
Exons: 10
Coding region: 77-2041 (654 amino acids)
Source: RefSeq, a predicted model, not a curated record
CUCAUAUAGGCUGGGUUGUGUGUUCCUGUGAACAGACUCCAGUCCUGGACUCCACUGAGACCACACUGAGGUCGAGAUGCUCAUCAUGGGGGCUGUGCUGCUGUUACUAAUUGGUGUGGCUGAUGCGAUCAGAUGUCAGGAUCCAAGUGACCCUAAUUUGAAAGAGCAGCUCCCAAAUCAAUGGAUGGGUGAUUAUGCGCAAUACCGGUGCAGAGAAGGCUUCACCCCAACUGAUCGUCGGGCUACAUGUACGGAAAACGGAUGGUCACCAAAACCACUCUGUGAAGUGAUCCCCCCAUGCAAUUUACCAACAGUAGAGAAUGCAGACAUUAUUGAAAAGAUACAGGAGGUCUACAAUCAUGGAGCCGCAGUCACCUACGCAUGCCGUACCAAUUACAGAAUGAAAGGAGAGAGAACAAUUAGAUGCCAAAGUGGUCAAUGGAGUCCAAGAACUCCUAUUUGCAUCGGAGUGACAUGUCAACUGCCGCAACUGAAUGGAAACACUUAUCUUGGUGUAAUUAAAGAAAGAUUUUUACCAGGAGAAACCGUUAGGGUGAAAUGCAACCAAGGCCACUGGUUUUCCAACGGUGAUCGACGAACCCAGAAAACAAUUACUUGUACAGGAAGUGGGGAAUGGCAUACAGCCAUUCCCCACAACAUUAUUUUCAGGCAUCAAUUAGUUGUAGAUGUAUACAUUUUCUUAGGAUGGAUUACCUUGUUUGUCUUUCAGUUUGUUGCAUCAUCAAUAGAUGAGGAAUUUAAUGUUUGGUUUUGGGUUAACAUCGUGUGUGCCCUUUUUUUUUGUUUUUCAGUGAUCCCUCCAUGCAAUUCACCGACAACAGUAGAGAAUGCAGUUAUUAUUGGAAAGAAACAGGUCUACAAUCAUGGAGCCACAGUAAACUACGCAUGCCGUACCAAUUACAGAAUGGAAGGAGAGAGAACAAUUAGAUGCCAAAAUGGUCAAUGGAGUCCAAGAACUCCUACUUGCAUCGAAGUGACAUGUCGACUGCCGCAACUGAACGGAAACACUUAUCUUGAUGUAAAUAAAGACCGAUAUGUACCAGGAGAAACCGUUUUGGUGAAAUGCAACCGAGACCGCUGUUUCUCCUACGAUGAUCAGCGAACCCAGAAAACAAUUACUUGUACAGGAAGUGGGGAAUGGGAUUCAGCUGCAAUAUGCCAAGAGAUCAGAUGUCAGGAUCCCAAUGACCCUCAUUUGAAAGAACAGCUUGAAAGUCGAUGGAUGGAUGGUUAUGCACCAUACCGGUGCAAAGAAGGCUUCAAGCCAACUCAUGGUGGUCGGGCUAGAUGCACGGAAAACGGAUGGACACCAAACCCACUCUGUCAAGUAGCCCGAUGCUAUUUACCGACAACAGUAGCGAAUUCAGAUAUUAUUGGAGACAAACGGGAGGUCUACAAUCAUGGAGCCGCAGUCACCUACGCAUGCCAUACCAAUUACAGAAUGGAAGGAGAGAGAACAAUUAGAUGCCAAAGUGGUCAAUGGAGUCCAAGAACUCCUACUUGCAUCGGUGUGAAGACCUUCUGCGACGCCACACAGCCACACAUCACGACCCAGUGCUUUGGCUCUCUGGGAGGAACCGUGGAGCUCCUGCUGCCUAAGACCUCACAAGAUGAUAUCUACAAACUGAAGAAAAACAAUGUUACUGUUAACAACCGCAGUGAGACAACAGACAGGAGAUAUUCAUUUAUUGUCAGUACUGGAAUAUUUACUAUAAAGGACGUCAACAUGAAAGACACUGGUGAAUACUCAAUGGAAGUACAUGAUGCAGCUGGGAUGCAAGUAGCAUACACAAAAUGUUAUUUAACCAUUGAAGUUGUCUUUGUGACAGGGCUCACCCCGUUCAUCGUUCGUCCUCUGACGGUGGUGCUGCUGCUCCUAGCAGCAUUGGGAGUCUACUGGGCCCUAAAGAAGAAGAAAACCUCCAGACCUCGAGACAUCGCGCUGUCCUCCAUGGCAGUAGAUGAUGAUGUGCCGUACGUUAACGUCUCCGGGACAACCGGGAGGGCAGGGGGGGAGUGAGGUGGAGUACGGGGCGGUCAGGGUGGCUCCAGGCCCCAGGCGGACGCUGGAGACCAAUGUGGACGAGUGUGUGUACGCUCAGCCCCGGAGGACGAGGCCCUGAGAGCUGUGAACACCCAGAAGGACGCGUAGACAGCGCUUUAGCCAGAGGGCCAGCAGCCUGUUGACCUUUGACCUGCCAGGGACACUUCUCUCUCUGAAUCUGAUAAUGGCAAGAUCAUUUAUUUUUAUGAAUUAACUUUUUCCUCUGUUGUUGUU